Saccostrea cuccullata (small rock oyster) is the source of this 1915-nucleotide messenger RNA. RefSeq names its product heat shock 70 kDa protein 12A-like. Lineage: Eukaryota; Metazoa; Mollusca; Bivalvia; Ostreida; Ostreidae. Gene Ontology annotation, molecular function: ATP binding; ATP-dependent protein folding chaperone. The transcript has 4 exons. Bases 8 to 1840 code for a protein of 610 amino acids. The record is from RefSeq and is a predicted model, not a curated record.
UUGAACAAUGGACCAGGGAGACCAGUUUAACCUCUCAGAUUCAGAUAGUGACGCAGAAGAGGUAAUAGAAUUUGACAACAAGACGUCUGUAUGUGAGCGACAGAUUGUGGCUGCUAUAGAUUUUGGCACAAUUUAUUCCAGCUACGCAUAUUCAUUCAAGUUUGAUUGGACUACAAUUAUUACACAAAGCUGGCAUGAUAACGAAUAUUUGAUGGAUUAUAAGACACCAACUUCACUUCUGCUGAAGCCAGACGGUUCCUUCUUUAAGUUUGGGUUUGAGGCAGAAAAUGAAUAUGCUAGACUGUCGGAAGAUGAUAACCAUAAGGACCAUUAUUUCUUCCGCAGAUUUAUGCUAAUUUUAAAGUCAAAGUUAACAGAGAGAGUACAUAGAAAAACAGUUUGCAUUGAUGAGACAGGGAAAGAAUUCAAUGCUCUUCAGAUCUUCACCUAUUGUAUCCAAUAUCUGAAAGACUGCAUGCUGGAAAGAAUGAACAUACAAGUCACUGGUGAAAUCAAAGUGAGUGACAUUGAUUUUGUCAUCACUGUGCCAGCUAUAUGGGACGACACUGCAAAGAUGCUCAUGAUAGCAGCUGCCCAAAUGGCAGGUAUACAAAAGGAACAGCUGAAGAUUGCCUUGGAAUCAGAGGCUGCAUCUAUUUAUUGUCAGUACAUGCAUCUAAAGUGGGACAGAGGCCCAAACAAGGCUGGCUUUAAAGAUAAACUAACGACAGGCUUUAAGUACAUGGUGAUAGAUCUUGGAAAUAAUACUGCCGAUAUCUCUGUUUACGAGAGGGCACCAGACGGAGGCUUGAAGCAGGUCAUUGUGCCAAGUGAAAUAAGCUGGGGUGAAACCAAUGUGGACGACGCAUUCCUUCAAUUCUUCUGUGAUCUCAUUGGAAAAGAAAGCAUGGACACAUUCAAGGAAGAAUGCAUGGAAGAUUACUUAGAUUUAUUUAAAAAUUUUGGUUUUCUUAAAAGAUCAGUACCUUCAGCAACAUCUGACAGUAUUAAGAUCAGAAUUCCGGCUCCACUUUCUGAAAUUCUUGAUGACAAGGAGGUAAUGGCCAAAGCUAUUGAAUCAUCAAAAUACAAGGACAUUAUUCCUUUUAAAAAGCGAGCUGAUAUAUUCAAAUUCCCAUAUUCUGAGCUUGAAAACUUCUUCAAGGAAACAUGUGAUAACAUUAAAAGUCAUCUGGAUGGUUUGUUGAAAAAACCUGAGUUGGCUGAUGUUGAAACUGUCCUGUUGGUUGGUGGCUUCUCCGAAUGCUACAUCAUCCAAGAAAUGAUCAAGAAAGAGAUGAAAGACAAACAUUUAAUAUUACCACAGGAUCCAGGUCUAGCAGUACUGAAAGGUGCUGUGUACUUUGGUCAUGUACCUAAUGCAUUUACCACUCAUAUUUCAAAUUAUUCCUAUGGGGUCCAAAACUGGCCAGACUUUGAUCCGUCAAAGCAUCCGGAGGAGAAAAAGAUAAGAGUCGGAAACCAAGACAGAUGUCGUGAUGUCUUCAUGAAGUUUGUCACAAAGGGAGACAAAAUCAAACCAGGUCAUCGAACAUAUUAUAUCUUAAAGGUCAUCAAGCCAGACGAAGAUAUCAUUCAAUGCAGCAUUUACCUGUCUCGUAAACCAGAUCCCAAAUUCAUAGAUGAAAAGGGGGUGUCUUGUGUUGGAUCGCUGCAGAUUAAACUACCCAAAGUUGAUAAAGGCACUUCCAUCGAUAUUGAGGAGAAAAUCUUCAUUAAGGACACAGAAGUUGAAGUAAUUGUUACCGAACUGCAUAAAUUUAGGGAAUUCAAAGCAACUUUUGACCUUCUUUCUCCUGAUAUAUUGAAAGAAGAGUAAGCAAUCAAAUCAUGUGAUGUUAAAAAAAUGAAGAAAAGUAACAUGUGAUCUUGCAAUAAAUUCAGAAGAACUUUU